UAACUCAGAGGUGAAGAAAAAAACUUAACAGAUUGUAUACCAGGGAGGUUUUCCUAGAUUACAGAAAUCUCUGGGUUUCAUGAUGAGAGUGUGUCUCCAUCUUUGUCUUUCUAUCCUGUGGCUGAACGUGAAGGGCUCUUUGCAACAGCAUGAUCCCACUUGUGAAGUUGCCGUGAUGGACACUCGUCUCUUUGUAGCCGGUUUACCGCCACCAAAUCAACCAAUUCAAGCUGGACAUAAAUUACAUUUUCACUGCAGUGAUGAGUAUAAACUGCAAGGUUCAAAGGAAAUUGAGUGUUUGCAAUCUGGACAGUGGAAUUCCCCUUUCCCAGUCUGCUCUGAUCCCACUUGUGAAGUUGCCGUGAUGGACACUCGUCUCUUCAUAGCUGGUUUACUGCCACCAAAUCAACCAAUUCAAGCUGGACAUAAAUUACAUUUUCACUGCAGUGAUGAGUAUAAACUGCAAGGUUCAAAGGAAAUUGAAUGUUUGCAAACUGGACAGUGGAGUUCCCCUUUCCCAGUCUGCUUUGCAAUAAAAUGUGACGCCCCGGCUAGCAUUGAUCACGGUCGUGUGUCUGACAAUCACAAAGAGUUCAAAGAAAAUGAAGAGUUGAAUUUUGUCUGUGAUAAGGGAUACACACCCAGGGACAGAAGACCUUCCAAAUGCACACAAUUUGGAGGACGAGCAGACUGGUCCCCCACACCUGAAUGUAGAGAAAUAAAGUGUGAACUAGUUCUGCCAUCUGAGAGAAGCACAUAUAAUCCUCCAAACAAAAAUAUGUUUUCACCUGGUGAAACUGUAGAAGUCACAUGUGGGGAGACUGACUGGGUUUCGAACCAUCAAACUACCAAAGCGGUGAUUACUUGUAAAGAUGACGGAGAAUGGACGAGCCGACCAGAGUGCAGUGAGUUUUUUUGUAAUGACCCAACAAGGGAACAACAGGUGUAUAACUGGCGUGCCACUAGAGAACAAAAGAGAUUACGUGGAUAUGUAAGAUAUAGCUGUAAUGCUGGCUUUGAACCACGGGGCGCCACUUGGGCUCAGUGCACAAGAGAUGGAUGGAUACCAAAACCACUUUGUGCAGGGACAACGUGUUAUAAACACAUCAUUGAAAAUGCAGACAUUAUCCAGAAUGACAGGUCUUCUUACAGAAAUGGUGACAGAGUCAUGUACAGAUGCUUGAAUGGGGAUCAAGAAACUUUCUUUCUUACUUGUCAGCAAGGACAUUGGAAUGGGAUUAGGACCUGUCCAGGGAUUACAGAAUACUGUGAAAUAUUACAAGAUGACAAGAUCACACUUGAGCCAACCCAAACUAAAGAAAGAUAUGCAGAUGGAGACACACUUGACUACAGAUGCAAGGCUGGUACAAAAGAAGGCGCUGCAACUUGUACCAAUGGCAGGUGGUCUAAAACUGUAGAAUGUCAAGAAUACUGUGAAAAAUUACAAGAUGACAAGAUCACACUUAAGUCAACCCAAACUAAAGAAAGAUUUGCAGAUGGAGACACACUUGACUACAGAUGCAAGGCUGGUACAAAAGAAGGCACUGCAACUUGUACCAAUGGCAGGUGGUUUAAAACUGUAGAAUGUCAAGGUUUAGUAGGUUGUUUGACUCCGCCAUUCCUUGAUAAUGGAGACUACUUGGAAAGCAAAACUGAGUUUGCACAUAACGAGAGAGUUGAAUACAGAUGUCAGCAAUACUACAAAAUGGAGGGUGAACCGUACAAAACAUGCAAGAAUGGUAACUGGACUGGAGAGAUGAGAUGUCUCAAACCCUGCACUGUCAGUCAAGAUAACUUGAAUGACAAUAACAUUGAUUUCAAAACACCAGGAUUAAAUAAACUAUAUUCAGAACAUGAUGAUCACAUUACAUUCAAAUGUAAAUAUGGAUUUCAACGUGUCGGUGAUGUAGUAAUGCGUCAGAGGUGUAAUGAUGGUGAGAUGGCCCUGCCCACCUGCCAGAGACGUCAGUGACUUCAGCUUAAUUAAAAUGUGCAGCAAAACCAACAGCAAACAUAAUCUGAUUCAUUGCUGUGUGUGGUCAUACUAAUAAAAUCAUAUGUGCUGAAUCUUUUGUCUCUUCAUGAUUAAUAAAUAAAAUUUCAUAACACAACAAAUGUUAUUUGAUAA
Melanotaenia boesemani (Boeseman's rainbowfish) is the source of this 2128-nucleotide messenger RNA. RefSeq names its product coagulation factor XIII B chain-like. The transcript is spliced from 11 exons. NCBI's taxonomy places the organism in Eukaryota, Metazoa, Chordata, Actinopteri, Atheriniformes, Melanotaeniidae. The record is from RefSeq and is a predicted model, not a curated record. The coding region runs from base 80 to 1972 and encodes 630 amino acids.